GUGACUAGCCACCAGCCGCCCAGCAAGCGUUUCCUGUUUCUACAAGCCCACUUCCGGGUCUCUGGGACUUUCGAUUGUUUGGGCGCGAAUUCCUCCGAGCGGUUAAUCAAUGAAACGGGGAGAGUCGUUGCCAGUCGUGGGACAAAGUGCAGCCUUAGAGAUUAGCGUCUUUGGGCUGGAGGUUGCUGCGGCCCGCGGCGUCGCCCUCCAUUGGCGUCACUGGUCAAGAGAUUUUUUGAAGCACUCUUACAAUUGUUCUAUUUAGAUCAAGAUGUCUAGCAAAGCACACACUCCCAAGAAAAGAUCUCAACAGUUAAAAAGAAAUCCAAAAAGAAAAACUGGUGGUGAGGAAGUGGAGUUACCAAAGAAAGAGGUUAGAAACACAGUGAAAAAAAAUAAAAAUCAUCCAAAGCGUCUGUGUUCUGAAGAAACAAGACAGUCAGAGCAAACUAGUCUAAAACAGGUAAAGAUAGCACUCAGCAGGAGAAAAACCUGGCAACCUCUUUCAAAGAAUAGCAGAAAGCAUCUGCAAACUAUGAUGGAGACAGUAAUAAUAGCAAUUUUGAGCAACAAAGGUAGAGAAAAUGAACAAAUUCAAUAUCAUCUUAACUGCCUGAAGAAAAGAUUGCUUCAACUGUGUGAAACCCUAAAAGUCCCUUCCCAAAAGCUGAAAGAUCUAACUAAUGUGUCAAGUCUACUGCAAAUGGAAAAGGUGCAUCACAGAGCUAAUGAGGAAGGUCUGGCAUCAUUGCAGGAAGAAAUAGAUAAAAUAGUAGAGACCACAGAGUCAGUGACUGGGAACAUUCAGAGCCUAAAGGACAAAAUUCAAGUUCUGACAAGUGAGGUGGAAGAAGAGGAGGAGAAGGUAAAACAGAUGUUUCACAUAGAUAGUAACAGGGUACUCUCCCUUCCAGAACUUUCUCAGAAGAGUCUCAAAGCGCCCAUACUUCAGAAAGAAAUUUUGGCACAAAUUCCCAACCAGAACGCUCUUCUGAAGGACUUGGAUGUUCUCCAUAAUUCAUCUCAAACAAAGAACAUGUUAGCUUUCAUUGAAGAAUCCUAUAAGAGACUAGAUGCCUCUUAAAGAAUGUUUUUUAGAUUAUUUCCACAUUGAUUUAAUCUUUAAAACUUGUAAAACUGUUAACCUAUAAUGAUAUUUCAGAGGCUAAGGCUUCUUUGGGAUUUAUUAUUUCCUAAUAUGGAGUUUGUAAUUAGCCUCUGUAGAUCCACCAUUAGCAUCUAAUGUAGCCCUGAAAACUGUUUUUAGCAGUUGCCACGUCUAGGAACUCAUAUUUAUGUUUCUGUAUUUCAGUUAUUUACCUGAAACCAUAGAAUAAGAACAGUCACAAUCUAAUGAUUUAUAAUGGCCAAAUAGAGCUCAUUUAUGGAUUAGUGCAGAGGAAAUUUGAUACUGUGACUUGUUAUAGUACCUAGUUCACAGAACUCUGUUUGCUAUCAUUAUUAUUCUUUAGCUGAUGACUUGCACUUUCUGUCUGGUUUUCUGGAACUUGAGAAAUCCCCAAAUGCCUUUUUGUUUUUACAUAACUCUCUAGACUUUGUGGUGUAAUUAAGAUUUGCCAAGUGUCUUUAACUUUGGAGGUAGCAGGAACAUUUUAUUUCUUAGGUUGGUUUAGUGAAUAAAUGCUAAAUACUUAUUAUCCCCUGUCAUCAAAAUCAUACUUUUAUUUUAUAAAAUUACUCAAAAGAAACAUUUAUUCCUUUAAACAAAAACCAAACCAAGGAAAUUUCCUAAACCUUUCCUCAUUGUGAUAUGUAUAUACAUGUAAAUGAAUGAUCACUAAAAUAUAUCAAAAAUCAUUUCUAACCAACUACCAUAUAUUAUCUGGAUUGCUUUUAUCUAUUUGUAAAAUAAAAUAAAUGUAAUCAU
Phyllostomus hastatus (greater spear-nosed bat) is the source of this 1888-nucleotide messenger RNA. It is a transcript of the gene CENPQ, whose product is annotated as centromere protein Q. NCBI's taxonomy places the organism in Eukaryota, Metazoa, Chordata, Mammalia, Chiroptera, Phyllostomidae. The record is from RefSeq and is a predicted model, not a curated record. The transcript is spliced from 10 exons. Bases 272 to 1084 code for a protein of 270 amino acids.